Ceraceosorus guamensis is the source of this 1732-nucleotide messenger RNA. RefSeq lists its product as hypothetical. Gene Ontology annotation, biological process: lipid homeostasis; nuclear envelope organization. Gene Ontology annotation, cellular component: nuclear envelope; nuclear membrane. The transcript is spliced from 5 exons. The record is from RefSeq and is a predicted model, not a curated record. Bases 290 to 1594 code for a protein of 434 amino acids. NCBI's taxonomy places the organism in Eukaryota, Fungi, Basidiomycota, Exobasidiomycetes, Ceraceosorales, Ceraceosoraceae.
CUCACGUCGGUAUCACUCAAUACAAGACGCUUGACCGCAUGGCGAUACAGUGAUUGGCUCGCUACUUUGAACCGACGAACACUAUACAUCCACGCUUUCUCAUCUAUUCUCGCAAGCUCGGUCACCUCGGAGCAAAGGUUGAGCGCUGGCGCUUUGGGACUUGCACAUCCACCGAGAAGCUCUUUCCACCCUCGGCUCCACAUCCUCCAGCGGUGACUCGGAAAGACAAGCUGAAUAGCAGUCAAGUGAUCCUCUCGUAAGCCAACGGCGGUCACACGUGUAGAACGGGAUGGCGCGACAUGCCUUUCUGCAGCCCGCCAAGGCGGCCCCCUCCUUUCGAGCGCUGCUCGCCGAACAGCGAGGCAGAGAAGCUCCCAUGGACCUCGACGCUCCACCGUUGAGUGACCCUCGAAUGAUGACACGUGCGGACGAAAAUCCACCGCACGCAUCCACAUCAGCACUUGGCAACUCGAUCACCGCUCAAAGGCGCACGAACUCGAUCCCAGUCAUCGCUGGUCCUGAGGUCGAGAUGGCGGAAGCAACUCCGCCUAAAGUGCACCGCCCAACUCCACAAUACACCGCCACAGCCGGCAAAAAGGUGCGAAGCUCAAAUCCUGGCAGGAGAAAUGGGACCUCUCAAGGUCGGAUGAGCUACGGCAGAGGUAGUGCCGCUUUCGACGCGAGGGAUGACGAGAACGAGCGGGACUGGGUGUACGAGGCGGGAAGCGCGGACGAGGAGGAAGAGGAAGAGGACGAUUCUUCGUUUGAGGGGCCUCGGGCAGGGUCAAGCAUGUCGAGCUCAGCGCUGGCAAGGCUUGCCAUCACUCCAACUUCCAAGUCUAGGAGACGACCAGCCUCUCUCAAAAGCCCGAACAGCCGCAUCACACACCAUCACUGGUAUCAGCCAGCGGCUGCCACACCGUCGAAAACCGAGUCCAGUAGCUCAGCGUGGGCGGAUCCCGCCGUCGCCAAGGCCUGGGGAGCUGCAUUGGCUAAUGGCGGUGUCACGGCCUGUGGGCUCUACGUCUUGUUCCACAUGGUCUCGGCUUUCGCCAGCGAUGUGAGAAGCAAGGCAAAAGCACACGAGAGAAUACACCACAGCGAGAUCGCAAGAUGCGCACAGCAGUACUCUCUGAAUCACUGCGGAACGCCUAAUCAAGCACCCGUGCUGGCUGAGCAAUGCGCAGCCUGGGAGGCUUGCUACGCGAGGGAUCCCUCGACGGUGUCGAGCACCUACAAGCUGGUAGCUGAGGUCUUUGCUGAUGUUGUCAAGGGAUUUUUGGGGCCUCUAGGGUACAAAGAAAUGAUCUUCGUAGCAGUGAUGGGCUACUUGCUGACGACCUUGGUGGUCAGGUGCACUCUGGCCUUUUUGGGUCAAGCCAAACUGAUGGUGCAGCAACAAGCGUCGCCUCAAGCCUUCCAGCCUGGACACUCGCACCCACAAAGCAUCGCGGCUUCUUCCUUCAUGCCGCCUUUUGGCGUGCAUCCUUCGAUGGCACAGAUUGAUCACCAGUCUGCUAGAUCUCGGCCUUGGGCCUCCCAACCGACCUCUGAAGCUCAGUAUCCUCGCGAGAGAAGAGUCGCUGAAAGAUGAUCAUCAUGAAGAGUGUCGGGCCCCCAAGUGUCUUCUCCUGCGUGUCUGUAUUCUGUGCCUCGACACACACACACUUCUCGUCAUUCAAGAAUCAUGGUUGUGGCUGCUCAAAAGAUCAAUCCGCGAUUGAGUAGGUGC